Alternaria ethzedia is the source of this 897-nucleotide messenger RNA. RefSeq lists its product as uncharacterized. The coding region runs from base 1 to 897 and encodes 298 amino acids. Gene Ontology annotation, molecular function: oxidoreductase activity. The record is from RefSeq and is a predicted model, not a curated record. Lineage: Eukaryota; Fungi; Ascomycota; Dothideomycetes; Pleosporales; Pleosporaceae. The transcript is spliced from 3 exons.
AUGCAGGCAGGCGGAGAAGAAAAAGAUAAAUUGCAAAAGAUACCGUACGAGCAAGACCGCGUAGUCAUGGUGUCAGACUACUACUACGACCUCUCUUCCGACCUACUCAUGCAGUACCUCGCCCCUGGCAGCGAAAACGACGAACCCGUUCCGCCAUCCGCCUUGAUCAAUGGAAGAAACAUGCGAGACUGCGCCGACUUGCCGAAUCGCAACUGCUCUUCCUCUGGCACCAGUAACGCCUUGAUCAACCUAUCUCGUACCAGCAACACACGACUCCGCAUCAUCAACGUCGGAGCAUUCGCAGAAUUUGCUUUACAGAUCGACGAACACGAGUUCCAGGUCACAGAAGUCGAUGGCACGGAUGUGCACCCCCAGUCUAUCCAUCGGCUGAACAUCAAUCCUGCGCAACGAUACAGUAUCAUCGUGACGCCACCAAAAGAGGAGGAAAACCAAGGCACGUACUGGAUGCGUGCGAGGAUGAUAACCCACUGUUUUGCAUACGAAGAGCCAGAACUACAAGAAGAAGUCAGGGGCGUACUAUACUACCCUUCUGCGGACGAGGAAGACACGAAAAACCUCAUCCCAACAAGUAAAGACUGGCCCGAAAUCAUCGACGUAGAAUGCCGGGAUCUAAACACCUCAACCCUAGCCCCCGUCAUCGCAGUAACAGCUCCAGAAAUCGACGUCCAACACACGCUCUACCUGCGCUCCUCGUUCCAAAUCCGCGACUGGAGGCUCUCGCGCGGGUAUCUGAAUGACAGUUCCUUCCGCAUCAAUGCUAAAUCACCGCUUCUAAACACUUUGCUCUCAACACAAACCCCCGAGACGAAGGCGCAAGAGGCUCGUCUACCAAACCAAAUCCACACGUUCUAUAACGAUCUUGAUACAGAAUCUUGA